CAAGCUCCAAGCUUUAUGUCCAUGGCAGCUAAGAAAGCGUUGGCGUCAUUCCCCAAAGUUUUGCUUGAUGAAGUGGAGAAAUGGGGUGGGAGGAAGCAGACUGGGGUGAGCUUGAGGUACAUGACCAAGUUUGGUUCUCAACCUACAAGCAGAAACUUGGUCUUUUCUGCUCAAUUCCUCCACAAGGAACUUCCAAUUAGGAUUGCCAGGAGAACCCUUGAGCUCCAGAGCUUGCCCUUUGGCUUGUCCCAGAAGCCUGCUGUCCUCAAGGUUCGAGACUGGUAUUUGGAGUCAUUCCAUGACAUCCGAUCCUUUCCUGAGGUCAAGGAUACUAAUGAUGAGUUGGGUUUUACGAACAUGAUCAAGAUGAUUAAAGUGAGGCAUAACAAUGUGGUCCCUAUGAUGGCUUUGGGUGUUCAACAGCUGAAGAACGACAUUUAUCCAAAAGCUCGAAAGCUUGAUGAGAUCCAUCAGUUUCUGGAUAGGUUUUACAUGUCAAGAAUUGGAAUUCGUAUGCUUAUUGGGCAGCAUGUGGCGCUGCAUGAUCACAAUCCACAACCUGAUUGUGUAGGCUGUAUACAUACUAAGGUGUCCCCUAUGGAUGUUGCACGGAAUGCCAGUGAGGAUGCCCGUGCUAUUUGUUUACGAGAGUAUGGGAGUGCUCCUGAUGUUAACAUAUAUGGGGACCAAUGUUUUACUUUCCCUUAUGUUCCAACACACUUGCACCAGAUGGUAUUUGAGCUGGUUAAGAAUUCCUUGCGUGCUGUCCAAGAGCGGUUCAUGGACUCAGAUGACAUUGCACCUCCAGUUCGAAUCAUUGUUGCAGAUGGACUAGAGGAUGUUACAAUUAAGAUCUCAGAUGAAGGGGGUGGCAUCCCAAGAAGUGGCCUUCCCAAAAUUUUUACGUAUCUUUACAGUACUGCAAGAAAUCCAUUAGAUGAGAACUUAGACCUUGCAUCAGCUGAUAGAGUGACAAUGGCUGGAUAUGGAUGUGGGCUUCCAAUAAGCCGUCUAUAUGCUCGGUAUUUUGGAGGAGAUCUGCAAAUUAUUUCCAUGGAAGGAUAUGGUGAGUUCAACAUCUUAUCUGUUAGAGUAAAUCCAACAAGCUUUCUCCCUGCUGAUAAAAUCCAAAAACUUCUAGAUUCAUUUCUGGAAUAAAAUUAAGCUCAUUCUCCUCCUAUAACCUGAAUUUCUGAACAAAUGCACUGGUUAAUACAUUUACUUGCUACCUGAAUCAUUUUUUCUUCCCUAUUGUUUCAGCCACAUUACCAAGUCAACUUAUCAUUUAUUCUCUCAAUCAUUUAACUAUUUGAGCUGUUAACACUUGUAACUAAACCUUCUUGCUUCACUUAAAGUUCUUUGCUGGUUUAUUGAAAAAAGGGCAAGGAGGAAAUCGGGUGGUUCAUGGGUCAGAGUUGUUUGUUGCAAGGAUUAAAGCAUGUGUCCCAACAAAAACACUUGUGAAACACCUGAUUCUGGGUUUAUUUUAUUUUAAAUAGCAUUUUCAGAAAGUUUAUUUUGUUUUUGUGUUGGAUAGAGGAUACUUUUAUGCUUUCAAGAAACCACAUCAUUUCAAGUUUUGCUGAUAUGCACGGUUCCUAGUGACAACUCCCAAUUCCAUCUGACUGAGCUUUACCAACCAAAUUUGUGCCUAACAUUUGAACUCAUGAUCUGCAUAUACAGGGACUGAUGCUUACCUUCAUUUGUCACGCCUGGGAGACUCAGAGGAGCCCCUGCCAUAGUUGGGGUGCCCCAAGUCUGUUCCUCAGACAGCAUAUACUAGGAGUCAAGAAAUAUGAUGCCAAGACUUGUACAUUCUGAAUAGAGAAAAUGUAUGACACUCAAAUUCUCAUAACCCUUCACUUUGAUAGUCUUUCUCAUCAAUUUUCUUUGUCAUAUGGUGACGGGUAAAUGAUAUCAAACCUUACCCAUUUGUGCAAAGAGCACAGUUUUGAAGUAAUAUUUCCUUCUAGUCA
Vitis vinifera (wine grape) is the source of this 1976-nucleotide messenger RNA. Its product is annotated as pyruvate dehydrogenase (acetyl-transferring) kinase, mitochondrial. Gene Ontology annotation, molecular function: pyruvate dehydrogenase (acetyl-transferring) kinase activity. Gene Ontology annotation, cellular component: mitochondrion. The coding region runs from base 16 to 1158 and encodes 380 amino acids. The record is from RefSeq and is a predicted model, not a curated record. Gene Ontology annotation, biological process: protein phosphorylation; regulation of glucose metabolic process. Lineage: Eukaryota; Viridiplantae; Streptophyta; Magnoliopsida; Vitales; Vitaceae. The transcript has 6 exons.